AUGCCUUUAUGGGAGUAUAGGAAAUACAUUAGGCUUUCAUGCAUUUCAAUUAGGGGUAAGAAGGCUGAGCAUUUAUUUGUCUCCAGUGAGCUAUACCCAUGGGUGGAGGAGGAUAUGGAUGAAUAUGGAGUAAAAGAUCGUUAUGACCAUCUUCCACCUUUAGAAUAUUUUUGGAAACUGUCUGUAAAAGCAAGAGAGGACCUUUUCUACAAGAAUGUUAAACGUGGAGAUCUGUUAUUUGUGCAAGUAACAGGCCAUAUAAAUGAAUUGGUUAGUUCAGUGAGGGUACAGGCAACCAUGGGCUUUGUCACGAGAGAUCUUCAUAAUACAUACAUCAAGGCUCAUCUUCGGGUAGAAGAUACUGAUCCUGACCCAGCAGACUGUGAUACUCUUGGCCGAUAUUUGACUAGAACAAGACUGCUUGUUGAGGUGCUGGAGGUAGACCCUGCUGAUGAAUAUAUUCGUGUUGGAGCAAAAGGUGUUGCAAUACCAUCUCACUUUAAGAACAAAGUUGUGUUAGGAAAAGCUAAAGUUUCUGAUCGUCCACCUGUUGUUGAUAUUAUGGAGGGAAGGACAAGACAGGCCUAUGACGAGAGCUUGAAGAAACUGAAGAGCUUCACAAACCCAAGGAGUAUUAGGCAUUUAGCUGGAAAACUUGGAGUUGAUAUUUUUUCACAGUCAUCAUUAAUGUUUACUUUAAGAUGUAAGUUUCCUGAACAAGAGAUGUACAAACCUCUAAGAAGAGCACAGAUGGCACGAUGGGCUCAUAAGUCUGUAGCAGAAGGUGUGGCCUUUUUUAAAAAAGGUCAACAUGAGGAAGCAUUCCAGUGUCUUGGAAAAGCAUUGCAUAUUGAUGAAGAAAAUGUAGAAGCAUAUGUUGCCAAAGGAGCUUUGCUAGCAAAUUUGGGAAGGUUUGAGAAAGCUGUAGAGGACUUUCAGAAAGCUUUGAAAUACAAUCCAACACACAGUAAUGCUCGCAAAUAUAUUUGUGAAACAUUAGUUGAACUUGGUAAACAGCUGGAGGAAGAACAGAAGACUGAAGAAGCAGAGAAAAAAUACAAACAAUGUCUUGAUAUCAAUUCUACACACAAGGCAGCCAAAGAUGCUCUUAGUGCCCUUGAUAGGAAACUUGGACGUGUACCAGAACCUGAAGAAGUUCAGACUGUUCUUCGUGAUCUUAUAGACAUGGAAACAGAUUUCAAGAGGAAACGAAAUGACUCUGAAAGUAGCACCAAAAGCUCUCGAGCAAGAUCUCUAUCACCUUUAUCCAAGAAAAUGGCCCAGCAAGAGGGUCAGUGGCAGCCCCCCCCAAACAUUAACACAACUUCGUCAUUUCUGGGUAAUACAUCAGUAUCCAGUAUGGGAGUUGGUGUACCUGGUCGAGAAUAUACCUAUCCUAUGGCUAAUUGGCAGUCAUCAACAGUGGCACCAAAUGUUGGUAUGAUGGGAAGUGUUCCAGCCUGUUAUGCUCCUCCACCCUCAGCUUACCAGCAUUUUCCUGUGCAAGGUAGUUCAGGUGUUCCAUGUUCAAAUCGUGAAGAUGAGGAAUAUAAAGCUCGUGUAGAAAAGUUCCUAAAGGAUAUUGAGGGAUCCAGGCCUACUGAAAAGAAGGAGCGAAAUAAAAAGAGAUAUAGAAAAGAAAGUGAAUCUAGAAGCCGGCAGAAGCAUAGUAGAGAAGCACGCAAGAAGAAGAAGAGCAAUAAAUCCAACAGUAGCUACAGUGGAAGCAGUAGUAGCAGCAGAAGCAGGAGUAGUAGUAGCACUACCAGUAGUAGUGACACAAAUAGCGACCAUAGCUACAGCAGUCAUAGUAGCAAGAGUAACAGCAAAAGUAAAAGCAGCAGCAAGAAACAUAAGCAUAAAAAGAGUCAGAAGAAGAAGAAGGAAAAAAAGUCAAGCAAAGUGGAAAAGCCAUCUAAAAGGGAACAUAAAAAAUCGGAGAGCUCAAGUGUGAAAACAGCAGAGGUUUCAAAAGUGGAAGAAGAGGCAAUACCUGGACUUGACAGUUUGGAAGAGAAGCUGUCUGCUUACUUUAAAAAAGUAGAGGCCAGUCAAAGGGAAGGUUCUUCAAAAGACUCUGAAAUUCAGAAUGAAAAUGAAAUGAAGAAUUACAAACAAGGUAUCUGCAUGUCUUUAAAACCUCAACAAAUUUCUGUGUCAACAUCCUCUUUCAAGAGGGUACAUCCAGCUUUUAGAGAAAGUGAUGAGGAUCUUGAUGAGAAUGCUUCUCAUGUCAUUGACAUGGCAAGAAAAUAUGGUAGACUUGAAAAGCUGCAGCUUUCCUUGAAAAUUCCAAAGUCUAAUUUCGAAAUGAGUGAAAUAAUGCCUGCUGAUGGUAAGGAAAGAUCAAGGUCUCCAAAGGGAAAAACAUCUUACUCCAAAGCAAGAUCACACAAGUCUUUUUCAAGGUCUAGAAGUAGAUCACAGUCCAGUUCAAGAAGCAGCAAGAAAUCACCAGACAGGCGCAGCAGGGGAAGGACUCGUACAAAAUCCCAAUCACCACCUUACCAUUAUGAACAUGUUGAUAGCCAUAGAAAAUACAAAGUGAAAUCCACAAGGGAAAAUCAGUCCUUAGAUCGAGGGAAAUAUAAUAACCAGAAUUCUGGUUUUGGCCAUUUAAUGCCCCAUGACUUUGAAAAAAAAAUAGAAGCAGCUAAAUCUAGGUUAGGUGCUGAAAUUGAGUAUGAAGUAGUUGAAAAUACAUUCAGUAAAUCAAGACCCAGAAGAUGGAAUACUGACUCUUCAGGUUCACCACCAUAUUCAAAGUUCUCACGUACCAAGACCCCAAAUAGAUGGGAUUCAUCUCACUCAAGGACAUCCAGUAAAUGGGAUAAUGCUAGACCAAAAACUCCAAAUAGAUGGGAUUCUUCGAGGCCAAAGACCCCAAGCAAGUGGGACUCCUCAAGGCCAAAGACCCCAAGUAGAUGGGAUUCUUCGAGGCCAAAGACCCCGAGCAGGUGGGACUCCUCAAGGCCAAAGACCCCAAGUAGAUGGGAUUCUUCAAGGCCAAAGACCCCAAAUAGAUGGGAUUCCUCAAGGCCAAAAACCCCAAGUAGAUGGGAUUCUUCAAGGCCAAAAACCCCUAGCAGGUGGGACUCCUCAAGGCCAAAAACCCCAAGCAGGUGGGAUUCUUCAAGGCCAAAAACCCCAAACAAGUGGGGUUCUUCUAGGCCAAAAACUCCAAGUAGGUGGGAAUCUCAGAAGACAAGAUGGUAUUCAUCUUGGUCAAGGUCACCAAGUAGGCAUGAGCCUGUCUCUCCAGAUAGAUGGGAAUCUUCGUUGCCUUUUAAAUCUAACAAAAGUCCCAGUUCAGUGCAAAGAUCUCCAGAGAGAAAAAACGAGAGCAAAAGUCCUGAUAGAUCUGCUAGGUUUGGCAAAUGGGAUGAGGAGAAUGGGAGAACUGAUGAUCCUAAAAUUGGGAACACACUUAAAGAGAUGGAAAGUUUUGUAGAAACAGCGAAGCAGAAAAAGUUGGAAGCUAUGAAAGAAAGAAAUAAAGAAUUCCUCAAACCAUCUGUUGACUAGGAUUUUGUAAGCACAGGGAGUAAUUGGCAAAUAACGAGGAUUUCAUUUGUAUUUUAGUCAUUUGUAACAGUGUUACCAAUAAGGAUUUCAGAUAUAUUCAGAUAACUUGAUAAAUUAUUGAUUUGUUCAAUAUUUCCUCAAAGCAGGUUGUCAGAUAGGUGUGGUGUACUUUAUUAUAUUGUUAAUAUUUAUGAUUAACCUGUAUUUUUCCUUUCUGUAAUAUGAAAGAUGGAGCAUAUGAGAGUACUAAUUUCUAUUAUUGUUAUUGGUAUGCAGAAUUUGUGUUUUGUUACAUAUCAUUGAUAUCAAAUACAAAUAAAGCUA
Penaeus monodon (black tiger shrimp) is the source of this 3849-nucleotide messenger RNA. Its product is annotated as tetratricopeptide repeat protein 14-like. Gene Ontology annotation, molecular function: protein binding. The coding region runs from base 1 to 3525 and encodes 1174 amino acids. The record is from RefSeq and is a predicted model, not a curated record. The transcript has 16 exons. NCBI's taxonomy places the organism in Eukaryota, Metazoa, Arthropoda, Malacostraca, Decapoda, Penaeidae.